AUCACCAUCUCUGGUAUAUUUUAUUCAGAAAAUUAGUGUUUGAUUCAAUGGCAGACACCACAGCCAAAGUGAGCCUGAGACUUCUGGUAGACAAAAAGGCCGAGAAAGUCCUCUUCGCUGAAGCCAACAAAGACUUCGUUGAUUUUCUGUUCAAUUUACUGUCUCUGCCUAUCGGAACGGUGAUCAGGCUUCUGUCCAAACACGGAAUGGUGGGUUGCCUUGGCAACCUAUAUGAGAGCGUCGAGACUUUGAAUGACACUUACAUGCAGGCAUCACAGGCGAAGGAUUCCCUGUUGAAGCCCGAGUUUUUUGCAUCCGGAGAAGCUGUUCCUCUCUUGUUGCCAAACAUUCAGACAGCAACUUCUACAAAAUUCUAUAAGUGUCCAAGCUGUGGCGUGCAUGCGGCAUAUGACCCAACUGCUACCUGUCCCCGAUGUGGACGCUUAAUCAAUUCACUGAUGACCUUUGUUGAGUCACCAAAGAACCCAUUUUCCCCUGUAAAUCAGGGAGGUUUUGUGAAAGGGGUGGUGACAUACAUGGUUAUGGAUAACCUUGAGGUCAAGCCUAUGUCAACCAUUACUGGAAUAUCCAUGCUGAACAGGUUCAAUGUCAAGGAAAUUGGGUCUCUUGAAGACAGGGUGGUUGAUCUGGGAAUGGAUCAGGGGGUUAAACUGCUCAAGGCUUCAUUGCAGUCUAAAAAUGUUCUUACUGAUGUCUUCCUAGGGAGAGGCGGCCGGGGUCUAAAAUGAUGUGCAAACCGCAAACAACGGUGAUCGAAGCAUUAUAAUUUCAUGUAAUUUUGCUUUAGGUUAUGUUUAAGAAGAUUAGACCAAAUAAAUUUUUUGGUUAAUUUUAUUAAGAUCCCUAGUGAAAAUAUUAUGCAGGUUCUGAAUAUUUGGAUUAAUGUCCUACAUUCUCGUUUUUGGUGUAAUUAAUCUUGCUGGUCCAAGCUGCUGUAAGAAGCGAAUUCUAAUAUAUUUUGUCUAAUUUU
Messenger RNA from Rubroshorea leprosula, 991 nucleotides. The record is from the annotation of a GenBank genome assembly. NCBI's taxonomy places the organism in Eukaryota, Viridiplantae, Streptophyta, Magnoliopsida, Malvales, Dipterocarpaceae.